UUUGCUCAAGUGUUAAGAUAAACCAGAAAGUACAAUCACGUGAUUUAUCUGGAAUAGUCAGACUUGUAGGCUGUUGUGAUAGUUGAACCUCGUUGAUAAGAGUAAAAGACGUCGUAUGAUAAAUACUGAAAUUAAAGCUUUCGCUUAAAUUAAAGCAAAAGACAAUGUACAAGCCUAAGGGUCCUGACUACCAAGAUGUUGAAGGACUGAAAAUUCCCAAAGCAUUUUCACCAGAAUGCCUUCGAGAUUCUCUCCGUUAUAAACCGAAAGCUGAUGAUGUAUUUAUUGUGACUUUUCCUAAGUGUGGAACAACUUGGACACAACAUAUUGUAAUUAACAUUUUAAAAAGAGGGCUACCACCAGAAAGUUUUGAAGAGUUUCAAAAGCUAAGUCCCUUUAUGGAACUUACAGGACCUGGUGUUGUAGAGACAAUGCCUCGACCUGGAGCUAUCAAAACUCAUCUUCCAUUUGAUCUCCAGCCUUAUUCUCUUCAAGCCAAAUACAUCUACAUAACAAGGAAUCCCUUCGACUGCUGCGUCUCUCUUUUUCAUCACAGUAGAACAUUACCGAUAUACCAAUACUCGGAUGGAGCAUUUGAAGACUUUUUUGAGAUUUUCAUCAACGGCCAAACCGAAUUUGGGGAUUACUUCGACCAUCUCCUGUCCUGGUAUGAACAUAGAAAGGAUCCUAAUGUGCUAUUUCUUGUCUAUGAGAAAAUGAAAGCCGACACCAGAACUGAUGUUUUAAACAUUGCCAAGUUUCUAGAUCAAGAGUAUGAAGACAUGUUAGUGAAGGAUGUACAAAUGAUGGAGAACAUACUUCUUCAGACUUCUGUUGAGUACAUGAAGAAAUCUACCAACAAACACUUUGGGAGUUUCUUUGGGUCAGUACACAGUGAUGAAGAUAUAGAUAAUAAAAACAUUCCUGAAGGAUUAAAACACAUCCUUAAUUACAUGAAAACCAUUAACUUUAAACCACAAUCAGAACUUAACUUUGUGAGAAAGGGAAUUGUUGGUGAUUGGAAAAACCAUUUUACCCCGGAACAAACAGAACGACUCAGAAGAAAAUGCAUUCAGAAAUUCGAAGGAACUAAAAUUCCCGAAUUCUGGCCAGACAUUUUUAAAUGAACAAUCAUGCAUAUGAUGUAUUGAAAUUAUAUAUUUUUGACUACUAUACUAUAUAUUUAGAAAUUUUAAUAAUGGUUUUACUUUUCUUAAUUGACUUCAUUGAUGUUUUUUAAUUUUCAUUUUAAGAGCUAAUUGUUUUGAAGAAUAUAUAUGAUCAACUGUUAAAAAUAUAAGAUAAAGAUGCUGAUCUUCUUUAAAAGAUCUUCUUCACAUAUUAUAUUUUGAGCUUUUCUAAACUUUAGAUGUAACAAAUUAUUGUUCUUGUCAUAAACGUCUAAAAUUACAGUAACUGUACAUUGAAGUUUUAAAUGUUCAUUUCUAAUUGGUAUAAUUUUAUUUGCAUUUAUUAACACACGUACAUUUUCUGGAUUUUUUUUUUAUUAUGGUGAAAAAUUCUGCAUUAUUAUUACUUUUAUAACUUUUAUAUAGUUUUUGUUCUUGCGUGGUUCGCUAGCCAAGAGAAGACAUAUAUACACCAUAAUCUGAAUAUCGUAAUUACUGUAACUCUGCACGGCAUGGCCAGGUGGUUAGGGCGCUCGAAUCACAAUCUACGGGUCGCGGGUUCGAAUCCCCGUUACACCAAACCCUUUCAGCCGUGGGGGCUUUAUAAUGUGACAGUCAAUCCCGCUAUUCGU
Limulus polyphemus (Atlantic horseshoe crab) is the source of this 1762-nucleotide messenger RNA. RefSeq names its product sulfotransferase 1C2A-like. Gene Ontology annotation, biological process: sulfation. The transcript has 2 exons. Gene Ontology annotation, cellular component: cytoplasm. Lineage: Eukaryota; Metazoa; Arthropoda; Merostomata; Xiphosura; Limulidae. The record is from RefSeq and is a predicted model, not a curated record. Bases 165 to 1127 code for a protein of 320 amino acids. Gene Ontology annotation, molecular function: sulfotransferase activity.